Molecule: messenger RNA, 2629 nt
Organism: Klebsormidium nitens
Lineage: Eukaryota; Viridiplantae; Streptophyta; Klebsormidiophyceae; Klebsormidiales; Klebsormidiaceae
Source: the annotation of a GenBank genome assembly
CUAGCCUUAGGAGGACCUGAUGCGCAUGUUGCAGGGCUCAAGUGGCUCAUCUACCACAUUGGGGUAGGACGAGCUGCUGUGUUGUCGGCAAGGCCUGCACCAAGGAUCAUGGCACUUGGGCAGCUUGCAAGGCGCCCGACUCUCCAAUCAGGACUACUGAAUCAUGAGCUACACCAGCCUCGGCGAAUGCCCACGAACGGCAUGAUUGGCGCACAAGUAAAUUUCCCUUGUGCCAAGCUGCCCAUUGCAGUGAAAAGGGCAAGUGGGCGCUGCAAUGCUGACACUUCUCUGACCGCACGGAACAAGUCCUUGGGCUCAAUUGCGGUGCAGCAUUUCUCCAACGGCGAAACACUACGGGCGCAUGCAUUGGGCGCCCCGCACUCAACCAGCAAUCGCACAGUCGCACACUUCAAAUCCGUUGAAAGCCCAAUCUUUGGUGGGGUUAAGUUCAGCAAUAGGCGAAGUCGUGGUGUCGCAGGCUGGGGCCCGGUGCAAAUGAGGAAGUCCAGUCAUGGGCAAGCACGCGCAGCUUCCGCAGAAAGCGCGGGGGAGAAGGCGGGCGAUACGGGGACAGUGAUUGUGUGGCUGAAGCGGGACUUGCGGGUAGACGACCACCCUGGAUUCGCAGAGGCGCUGGCGGCUAGGGGGGCCCUUCCGGUGUAUGUGUUUGACGUCGCAUUGCUGGCAGAGCUCCCUGAGAGUACGGUGGUUGCCAUUCACGAGGGCGUCCUCGACGUGCAGCGCUCGCUCCAGAAGCUCAGAAGCAACUUGGCAGUGGAGGUGGGCCCCUCGCAGGAAGUGCUCCCGGCACUGGCACAGAAGUUGGGUGCCCGCGUUGUCAUUGCCGAGGACGAAGUCGAACACUCGUGGAGACAGGUUGUGAGUGCGGUGGAGGGUGCUCUUCAGUCUGCCGGUGCCCAGCUGCGGACGUGGACGCUGCCCCUUUACUCCUUCCCCGAGGGCCGCCCCGCCCCGUCUGACUACAAACAGUUCGUCAAGUCACGGUCCGCCCCCCUGCCCCCGCUGGACCCCCCCACCUCGCUCCCCCCACACCGAACCCAGGAGGGGGGUCAUGAAAUCGAUGCGGACCCGGGGCAAGAAAUCGAGAAUCGGUAUUGGGGCGAUGGGCGGUACGAACUGCGCGGGGGGGAGACCGUGGCGCAGGACGCCCUCAAAGGGUACCUGCGCUUCCUGGAGGCGACCAAGAACGAGAGCUGGUACCGCAUGUACUCGCUGGUGCGCGAGCUCGAGGCGCGCCCGCUGACGUCAUUCCCGGCCAUCUUCGGGGAGGCGCUGGCGGCGGGGUGGCUCAGCCGGCGGCGCGUGUAUGCAGAGGCGCUCCGCUACGAGAGGGACCGCUCGGGGGGGCGCCUCUCGCCCUUCGGCUUCUCCGCGCUCACCGCUGAGGCGGCGGUGCGGACCGCGGAGCUGGCAGACUUCCAUUGGCAGCUAUCUCGGGAGGGACACGUGGCGCCAGAGGAGGGCCAGACGGGGGCGCGCUGGUGGCGCUGGCGGGGUUUCCUCACGCAGUACCUGCAAAAGGGCGACCGCGGGCCGGCCGUCCUCCUCGUGCACGGGUUUGGCGCGUUCAGCCAGCACUUCCACCGGAGUGUGGACCAGCUGUCGUCGGGCGAGGGCGGAUGCCGCGUGUGGGCCGUCACGCUGCCCGGCUUCGGCCGCUCCGAGAAGCCCCGCCGCCGCUACUCGCAAGAGCUGUGGGCCGAGUUCCUGGCUGACUUCAUUGCGAACGUCAUCCGGGAGCCGGUGAUCCUGGCCGGCAACUCCAUCGGCGGCUAUUGCUGCACCACCGUUGCGGCAGACUUCUCAUACCUCGUGCGGGGCUUAGUGCUGCUCAACAGCGCGGGCCGUAUCUUGCCCGGCUAUACCCUCCCCCCCGCGAGCAGCCUUCCACGAAAGACCUUUGGGGACGCCCUCCCCAGCUUUGUACCGUGGGGAAUUGCUCGCCUCUUGUUUGCGUAUCUCGACGGGAAUGUCGACAGCAUUCUCCGGCGAUGCUACCCCGUGCACCCGGACGCGAUCGAGCGGUGGCUCGUAGAAGAGAUUAAACGGGCGGCGGCGGACCCGGGCUCGGUUGACGUGUUUGAGAGCGUGUUUUACCUGCCCAAACCACGGCCGAUCAACUUUCUGAUCGACCGCUUUGGGGGGCCCGUGUUGGUAGUGCAAGGGCGUUUCGACCCGCUAAAUGAUGCGGUGCGGCGAGCGGAGGCGCUGCGGGCCGCAUGCCCGGGGGCGGUCAGUGUCCACCUAGUCGACGCAGGGCAUUGCCCCAUGGAUGAGUUGUCCGGUCCGGUGAGCACGUACAUUGCAAACUUCGCGAAAGCUCCCCGGGAAAAGCGGGACCCUCCUGAGGGCGAGCCUCGGCCCGACAAACGAAAGGAAGAGGAGGCAGGGGGCAUCGCGGAAGUUGUUGUCGAACUAGCGGGACAGUCAAGGCCGCUAGAUCGCUAACAGACGGGUUGCAAAAGUGAAUCAGAUUGGUACAUGUACACAAGUACGUCAAUAGCGCCCAUGGCACUGGAUGCCGGAGUUGGCCAGGUAUGCGUGAUUGUAUCAUUUGAUCAAUCUACUGAGUCGCAUAUCUAUUAUCAUCAUUCAAUCCACCACGCAA